GUCUCGGUCACCGUUUUGUCACUGUUUGCAUUCAUUGUCGGGUUACGUAUUGAUGAUUACUUGGAAAAUGGUACCAAUUUUUCCUUCGAUCGGGUGACAGUGAAAUAAAUCAUGUUGAACAUCGUUAGGGUCAACAAUAAAUCGUGAAAUUUUGUGAUGAAUAAGUAUGAAGGAUGUUAGUGAAUUAGUGAGUGGAAUCGAUUCUCUCUCUCCACAGUUUGUUUUGUCUGUUGGCUGUCCCCACGUUGGUUGCUAGGGUGGACGGGUGUGCGAGGGUUCGUACCGGAGUAGCAUUUUCGUCGUUGAUGGUGUUGGGGCGCAGCUGACGUUUUCCACGUGCGAUACCAAACAAAGCUCGCGAGCGUAGUUGACUUGAGCGCGAGAGAGGAAAACAUUCGACACAUAUAGAAAGCAUAGAAUGUGUUGUACACGAUGAACGGAAAUUGGGUGAAAUAGAGUAACAGCAGUCAAUAGUUUUCUGUAUGUAUGUUCUGUAUGUAUACAUGAUUGCGAUUUCGAUCCUUAUUUAAAAGAUUGGUCGGGUCCAGAACCGUUAGAAUUGUCACCGAAUCCAUCCGGAGAACGUCUGACAAGCCCGGAACUGGCGCCGCAGUUCUCUUCGCAGUUAGUACGACCGUAGUCAAAUAGUAAAUAAUACAACUGUUCCUGUAAUCGAAUCGCAACAGCUGACCGCCGCACCGAGUAUCUGAGCUGAGCUGAGAGAACGAGGAAAAAGCGAGAGCACCAACCGAUUGGUCAUUAGUUGUCGAUCGUCUACGGCAACGCGAGCACAUGCCGUAUAGUGAGUGUCGGGUCGGGAGGCGCCUACACUUCACAAGAUCGUGUCCACAGUGUGCUUAGUGUAGCGUGGUCAGCCGUCAGCAUCAUCACCAUCCAUCAUCAUUGGCAGACGAAAGGCGCAGCUCUUAUCUCCGAGAAAAGCACCACUCGACAGCUGCAGCAGGUUCCGCAGACAGUCAGUCGGUCCGGUCAGUCACGCGUUUGAUUGUGAACCACACAACGCGUGAUCGAACUAACCUACGCACAGCUGAGGCUACAGUCAGUGAGGGUGAAGAAUCGCACCAAAGAACGUUCUGCGGAUAGUCGAAACUCCGAUAGGAGGAGUCUGCUAGGGAACCCAGUGUUAUGCAAGUGAGCGCAAUCUAAUCUAAUCAAGAAGACGGGUAGCAGUGCAGAAGUGUGCUCAACGUGUUGUUGACAAACUUGUGCGAUCGAAAACGAUCGAAAGCGAGAGUGUGAUAAUCAACGGCAACUGAAGCAAGAUUGGCGAAUUUUGCGAAAUUUGGCUUGACUGGAAGAAAUUUUUCUGUGCGCGUUAAGUUAAUUGAAGGCUCCACGUUAGAAGCCUAAUAUAAUGCUGAACCAGAAGAGUGGGAUCAGUGGCGAAAUUUCGAAUGUCAGCAGCAAUGACAAGACGAAAACCAAGUACAACGAGCUGUCCUAUCUGGUGACGAGACAGUGUCUACAGCAGGAGGAGUUCAAUCAGUUGUCGCAGUACGAUAGGGUGAAAGCCUCACCAUUCGAUACUGUUAAAGACGCCAUCCGUAGUUGUAACCCAUUCGCUGCACUGCUCAAAUUCAUCCCAAUCCUGCAAUGGCUGCCCAAGUACAACUGCAAAACCGAUCUCAUGGGAGAUAUUACUGCCGGCAUCACUGUAGCAGUGAUGCAAAUACCUCAGGGAAUGGCUUACGGUCUUUUGGCCGGAGUUCCGGCCAACGUCGGUCUCUACAUGGCCUUCUUUCAAUGCUUGGUGUACACGGUGUUCGGCACAUCACGCCACAUCUCGAUGGGUACCUUUGCGGUAAUCAGUUUGAUGACGUCCAAAGUGGUGGUUACCUAUGCGACGCUACCUCCCCUCGCAACAUCAAAUGUGAACUCAACCUACUCAGUACCACCAGUGAUAGAACCAUCAGAUGAUCCUCAAUACACGCCAAUCCAAGUGGCGACAGCUGUGACUUUUGUUUGCGGAAUCUAUCAUUUUCUAAUGAGUGCGCUGCGACUGGGAACGCUGUCAUCCCUACUAAGUGAACCGCUGGUCAGCGGUUUUACGACUGCAGCUGCCGUGCACGUUAGCAUCAGCCAGAUGAAGGACCUGGUGGGGGUGUCAAUCCCUCGGUACAAGGGAGCCUUCAAGAACAUCUACUCCGUGCGUGACCUGGUCGAACAGGUGCCGAAUAGUAAUCUCACAGCCGUCUACACGUCGGUUAUUGUAAUAUUGUUCAUGAUAUUCAUGAACGAGUACCUCAAACCAAGGGCAUCCAAUUGGUGUCGGUUUCCGAUUCCGGCCGAACUUAUGGUCGUUGUCGGUGGAACAGUGGCAUCGUACUUCAUCGGGCUGGGACCGAACUUCAACGUGACGCUGGUGGGCACCAUUCCAGUCGGUCUCCCCGCACCGGAAAUGCCUCCAAUCUCACUGUUUAAAUUAGUGGCCGUCGACGCCAUUGCCAUCGCCAUCGUCAGCUACUCGAUCGUCAUGUCCAUGGCGUUGAUCUUUGCUCAAAAAGAUGGUUACGAGAUUCGUCCCAACCAGGAGCUGGUGGCCAUGGGCACUACCAAUAUAGUGACCUCCUUCUUCUCGUGCAUUCCAGCUGCGUGCUCCCUAUCGCGAUCGCUGAUUCAGUACCAGUCCGGUGGUAAGACACAGAUCACUGCCACGUUCUCUUCCGCGCUGAUUCUCGUAGUGCUGCUGUGGAUUGGACCGUACUUUGAGUACCUGCCGCGAUGUGUUUUGGCGUCGAUCAUUUUCGUCGCCCUCAAGGGAAUGCUGUGGCAGGUGCAGCACAUCAAGAAGUUUUAUCGUGAGGGAUCGCUUGAGCUGUUGGUUUGGAUGGUGACGUUCUUGACUGUAGUGCUCGUGGACAUCGAUAUUGGUCUGUUGACUGGGGUGAUAAUUUCUCUGUUGGCUCUGUACAUUAAAGGAUGGAAAUCGUACUACAGCUUGCUGGGUACGGUCCCUGAUACGGCGAUCUACGUGGAUCUGGGAAGUCAUAAUCGCGCAGCAGAGAUACCGCACAUCAAGAUCUUCAAGUAUUCGGGAGCAAUCAACUUCGCCAGUCGAGCUACGUUCAAGAAGGCACUGACCAAGGAGGUUGGAAUUGAUCAACGAUUGGUGAGACGUGCGUCACAGUACAAUACAGCUGGUGAGGGAGCUGGGCUGCAGAUCAUUCGAACGGUGAUCAUCGACCUGUCCAGUGUACCACACAUAGAUACUGCCGCUUGCAAAGUGUUCAACGAGAUUAAGAAAGACAUGGCCACGAUUGGGGUGAGCACGUUGAUGGCCUGUCCAGCGGAUUGCGUGUACGAUACGCUAAUCCAUGCGGAAUCGAUUGGCGAGGGUGGUUUUCACAUAUUCCCAACGAUACACGAUGCUGUGCUGUACGCCCAAGGUUCGGUGUCUACGGUAUGAGAUGUGUAAGGUUCAAAGUAUCGGGAGAUGGAAGAGAGUGUGUGCCAAAGAGAAGUUAAUGCUUCGAUGGAUAGUCUGCACUAAUGUGAUGCACGUUGUGCCCGUUGUUAUUCAGUGCAGCAAGUUUUAGUUAACAGCCUACCGAUUAAUAUGUGCCUUCAUCAAUGUUUCACCCUAGAGAAAUAAGGCUCAUUUAUACAAACUAGUGGCAGAUACAAUGGAAUAGUUUAGUACUUAAGAACUAUUGAAGAAACAACCCGUAGGCUUGAACAAAUAUCUCUCACAGGAUGAACUGUAUGUCUCGUUAGAAGUAAUAGAAGCCAUAGAUUUAUAUUUAGUUUGUAUAUUUUCUUUAUUAAUUUUUACUUCAGUCGAAUGUCUAUUUUAGACCAGCAAGGAGUAUUUAUGUGUUAUCAUUUAAUACUUGUAUUUAUUGUUUAUCGAUACUUAGUGAAUAUCUGAAAAGUCAAAAUCCAGAAAGUUACUCACCACCUCUGCAGCCAUCUGCGUGUCAUAUGUAUCUCUGACGAUAUUUAUUGUGAAUAAAUGUUACUUAUUUGUACGA
Molecule: messenger RNA, 3992 nt
Organism: Armigeres subalbatus
Lineage: Eukaryota; Metazoa; Arthropoda; Insecta; Diptera; Culicidae
Product: prestin-like
Exons: 7
Coding region: 1376-3427 (683 amino acids)
Biological process (GO): transmembrane transport
Cellular component (GO): plasma membrane
Molecular function (GO): chloride transmembrane transporter activity; oxalate transmembrane transporter activity; bicarbonate transmembrane transporter activity
Source: RefSeq, a predicted model, not a curated record